Messenger RNA from Salvia hispanica, 868 nucleotides. It is a transcript of the gene SOUL-1, whose product is annotated as SOUL heme-binding family protein. The record is from RefSeq and is a predicted model, not a curated record. Lineage: Eukaryota; Viridiplantae; Streptophyta; Magnoliopsida; Lamiales; Lamiaceae.
CAAAAUCCAUUCAACUCAAUCACACCAGCAUAUAUGCAAACCCUAAUUCGUUGGAAUCUAUCUCCUCACAACCUCCACCCAAUCACUCAAUUCUCCAGAAACCUGCUCACAAUGGGAAUGAUACUAGGUAAAAUCAGCGUCGAAACUCCGAAAUACGAGAUAAUCGCCGCCGCCGAUUACUACGAAAUCCGAAAAUACCCGCCGUCGGUGGUGGCCGAGGUCACCUACGAUCCCGCGCAGCUCAAUUCCAACAGAGACGGUGGCUUCAUGAUCCUCGCCAAGUACAUCGGCGCCGUCGGCAAUCCGCAGAAUUCGAAGCCCGAGAAGAUCGCCAUGACGGCGCCGGUGAUCACCAAAACGGCACCGGAGAAGAUCGCGAUGACCGCGCCCGUCGUGAGCAAGGGCGAAGGGGAUCUGGUGACUAUGGGGUUUAUACUGCCGUCGAAGUAUGUUAAGGCUGAGGAGGCGCCGCAGCCGGUGGAUGAGAGGGUGGUGAUAAGGGAGGAAGGGGAGAAGAAAUACGGCGUGGUGAAAUUCAGCGGCGUGGCGAGUGAGGAGGCGGUGGCCGAAAGGGUGAAGGGGUUAAGGGCGUGUUUGGAGAGGGAUGGGUACAAAGUAAUUGGGGAUUUUGUGCUGGCUCGGUAUAAUCCGCCCUGGACUCUGCCGCCAUUCCGGACUAAUGAAGUCAUGAUUCCUGUUCAGUGAUUGAGGCUUCUUGGUUUUGGUUUUUGUAUAAAUAAAUGUAGGUUUUCUUGUAUGAACUAUACUAAAUGACGACCACAAUUAAAAUGAUAAUGUAUUAUUAAUAAGAAAUCUUAGAUUUAAGAAGCAGAUUUAAUCAUAUAGCAAAUUACUUGAUUAUCUCUUA